GUGGUCUGCUCAGGUCUGCUGUGGUCCGCUGUCCUGGUCCGUAUCGAACGGAUCCAUUUUGCGCGAUUAACUUCGAUUAUUUCGCUUCUUGUUUCGCUCGUUCUCGAUUGUCAUCAAAGAAAAACUUUUUUUUUUUUAAAAUGAUACCAAACUGCAUCAGAAACAUGGGCGCGCAAACGUCAAAACGAAAUUUCGGGAGCUGGAACGAGGUGGUGUCUUAUUUCUUUAACAAGAAGAAUAAUUAUGCCACGGAAGCUACGUUUGAAACCAAACCUUUUCGGCUACACAAAUUGGACAAUGGACCAUCUACCCGUGUCACUUGUACCAGAGACGAAGCCUUAGAUAUUUACAAGAAGCUACACACAAUCCGUCGUAUGGAAACAGCAGCUGGUAACCUCUAUAAAGAAAAAAUUGUCAGAGGUUUCUGUCAUUUGUAUACCGGUCAAGAAGCUUGUGCAGUUGGAAUGAAAGCAGCCCUUAGGCCACAAGACUCUGUAAUCACUGCUUAUCGUGCUCAUGGAUGGACUUAUUUGAUGGGAAUAGAACCUGUUGGAGUUCUAAGCGAAUUAACUGGUAGGAAAGGAGGUAAUGCAAAAGGUAAAGGUGGUUCUAUGCAUAUGUAUGCCAGGAACUUUUAUGGUGGAAACGGCAUUGUCGGCGCUCAAGUGCCACUGGGAGUUGGAAUUGCUCUUGCUCAGAAAUACAUGAACACAGGAGGUGUGUGCCUUGCAUUGUAUGGAGAUGGUGCAGCUAAUCAAGGACAGGUAUUCGAAGUGUAUAACAUGGCAAAGUUGUGGGAUAUUCCCUGCAUCUUUGUUUGCGAGAACAACGGAUACGGUAUGGGUACUAGCGUCGAUCGUGCUUCCGCGAGCACAGACUAUUAUACAAGAGGAGAUUUCGUCCCUGGAAUUUGGGUGGACGGUAUGGAUGUUCUGGCAGUUAGGGAAGCUACCAGAUUCGCUAUAGACUAUUGCACAUCCGGUAAAGGUCCGCUCGUCAUGGAGACUGUAACCUACAGAUACAGCGGUCAUAGUAUGUCCGAUCCUGGAACUAGUUAUCGUACAAGAGAAGAAAUCCAGGAAGUAAGACAGACUCGAGACCCUCUUACUGGUUUCAAAGAACGAAUUUUGGACGCUAAUCUUGUUACCCCGGAUGAAAUAAAAGCUAUAGAAACCGAAAUAAGGAAAACGGUAGAUGACGCUGUGAAAACUGCAAAGGCGGACACUGAACUUCCAAACAACGAGCUUACCGCUGAUAUUUAUGCUGAAUGUUUAGAAAAAGAAAUUCGUAACAUAACUCCGUUCAAUCCUCUGUCGCAUACGAGGAUAGGUCCAGCUGUUAACGCCUAGAACAAUUUUCUAGAAAAGACCUUAAACGAAUUAAAUCAUAUGAAAUCUCAUAUAUUAUAAAAACACCUGCCACUGAUAAAGUUCAUAGCUUGUACAGAGGACCUAGAAAUUUAGGCAAAACCAUAGGAAAUCCUUGGAUAAUGGUUUCGUUUACCACUUACAGUUCGGUUGUAUAUAUACGCAGUAUAUAUUUAUUUUAUUUAUAGAUGUAUAAAUAGUACCUGAAAGGAAUGGGUACGCGUUCUAGACCGAUUAAUGGAAGAUAUAAUAUCCACUGCCACGUUGUAACCGGCGAUCUUUCAUGUAAAUACAAUACAUUAAUCACUGUGAAUCACGACAGUAAAUGUAUUUAGGACAAUUCGAAGGACAAUACGCUAUUAUUCGCUCUUUUAUCCUCGGUGUUACCGUACAGUGCCAUUCAUGCUUAUUAUUUCAUGUUAAUAGAACAAUUGAACAUUGCUACACUUGUAAAAUAUUACAAAUAAUACAAAACGUAAUUAAAACAGAAGCCUUUACUUGAAAUUCAAUAAAAACGUUAUUUAUAA
This is a messenger RNA of Hylaeus anthracinus, 1894 nucleotides long. Its product is annotated as probable pyruvate dehydrogenase E1 component subunit alpha, mitochondrial. Gene Ontology annotation, biological process: pyruvate decarboxylation to acetyl-CoA. The transcript has 7 exons. Lineage: Eukaryota; Metazoa; Arthropoda; Insecta; Hymenoptera; Colletidae. The record is from RefSeq and is a predicted model, not a curated record. Gene Ontology annotation, cellular component: intracellular membrane-bounded organelle. Bases 141 to 1349 code for a protein of 402 amino acids. Gene Ontology annotation, molecular function: pyruvate dehydrogenase (acetyl-transferring) activity.